AUGUUUCAGAUGUUUCCCACGAUUAAACAGAAAUACACAAACCUUGUUCCUCACAAAAAACCACAACUCUCCCUACUCAACGUCAAGAACCUAUCCAACAAAGUCCUGUCCCAAGACACCAUCUCUGUGCUCGCCAAAGGCCCGAACUUCGCAGUGGCACCUAGAAAGGUCCCAAAAGAAGAGAUCGUCAGCCAAAUAGAGUUUUGGAUUAAUGCUAAUUUUCCAGGUGCAAUAGGAGCUACAGAUGGCACACAUAUAGCGAUUUUCCCACCUGAAAAAAACAGGGAACAUUUAUAUAUCAACAGAAAAUUAUAUCAUUCUUUGAAUGUCAUGAUUGUUAGUGAUUACUAUGGUAAAAUAUUAGCUGUGAAAACAAAUCAUGGUGGUCGUACACAUGACGCCAGAGUCUGGAGUUCCUCUCAGUUAUCAAGACAUAUGUUAAGAGAAUAUGAGAAUGGAAGACGAAAUGCCUGGUUAAUAGGAGAUUCUGGAUAUCCCUUGUUGCCAUUUUUAAUGACGCCUAAAUUAAAUCAGCCACCGAGAUCUCCAGGUGCAUCAUAUACAGAUAGUCAUGUUAGAGCGCGAUGUUCAAUAGAAAAAACAAUAGGAGAAUUAAAAGGCAGAUGGAGAUGUUUACGAAAAGAAAGAGCUUUGCAUUAUGCACCAGAAUUUUCAGCACGUAUAGUAAAUGCAACAUGUGUACUGCACAACAUUGCUAAGCACUAUAAUGUUCCAACAAAUGAAAUAUAUAUAGAAGAUGAUAUAGAGAUUGAAGAGAUAGAAAUAGAGAACAAUGUUAAUAUGCGUGCAAGAGGGAAUGCUGUUCGAGAAACAUUGAUACAACAAUAUUUUACAUAA
Molecule: messenger RNA, 858 nt
Organism: Trachymyrmex cornetzi
Lineage: Eukaryota; Metazoa; Arthropoda; Insecta; Hymenoptera; Formicidae
Product: putative nuclease HARBI1
Exons: 6
Coding region: 1-858 (285 amino acids)
Source: RefSeq, a predicted model, not a curated record